AAUAGUCAAAACAGAUUGGGUCAAUUUGACCCGGAAGGACGGCAGGAGGGUUAAGGCUAACUGGGUCUAGGUUCUUAUGGGUUAAUAAUCAUUUUAUGCCACUUGUCCUCCGGCCACCGGGGGCGCUGUAGACAGAGCCCCCCUCUCCCUACGGGGCCUCCUCCUGAAAACACCGGGCAGGAACUUUGACCGGUGCUCCAGCACUAGCGUUAGCAGCCCGCUAGCUGUUUUCUGUACUAUUUUCAUACUUUUGUGUGUGUUGUUUCAUAUGCAGAGAGAUGUGGUUUAUUUAUUUGCUCAGCUGGCUGUCGUUAGUCAUCCAGAUAUCCUUCGUCACUCUAGCAAUAGCUGCUGGCCUGUACUACUUGGCAGAACUAAUAGAAGAAUAUACAGUAGCCACCAGUCGAAUAAUAAAAUACAUGAUAAUGUUCUCGACAGGUGUGCUGGCAUGUCUCUAUCUUUUUGAAGGCUUCCCAGUGUUGAUGGUGGGAGUCGGCCUCUUCACCAACCUGGUGUACUUUGGCCUCCUGCAGACUUUCCCCUACAUACUGCUGAGCUCCCCAAACUUCAUCCUCUCCUGUGUGUUGGUGGUGGUGAACCAUUAUAUGGCCUUCCAAUACUUUGCACAAGAGUAUUAUCCAUUCUCAGAGGUGCUGGCAUACUUCACUAUCUGCCUGUGGGUGAUCCCCUUCGCCUUCUUCGUGUCACUCUCAGCGGGAGAAAAUGUGCUUCCGUCCACCAUGCAACAAGGAGAUGAUGUGGUGUCAAAUUACUUCACCAAGGGGAAGAGGGGGAAGAGGUCUGGGAUCCUCCUCGUGUUCUCGUUCCUGAAGGAGGCAGUGCUGCCCAGCCGGCAGAAAAUGUACUGAGGGGCUCGGACUCGGGGGGUCAGGGGGCGUGAGAGUGAGUGUAUGUGUCGGAGAGUAAAGGGGAAGCAGGAAGGACUUUGGAAUUUUGUUUCUGGAUGGGACUAAAAACGAAACAGAGGCCAAAGUGGAAGAAGAGCACACGAAGAGGAUGGACCAAUGAACAGAAUCGAGCUUCCUGCUGGACGAGCCCACGAGUUUACACAGGCCAUGUUCCUCUCUUUGUUUUCUGUCUGUCUGUACUGACUGCCAACAACACCUACUAGGAGCCUCUUUGUGGGGAUCUUUGUCCGUAGCGCAAUGCUUUCCUAUUGUCAUGUUGGACUCCUCCAUUUUUUAAGCUUUGGUAUUAAAAAUAUGUAUGUGCAGGGUCGGAGAUUAACAACCACCAAAUACCUGUAAGUUUUGACUUUGGCAGAUAAAUCAUCAGUUUUUUCUUCCUGAGAUGAGAUCUGCUGUCAUUUGUGCGUCGUAGAUCUCGCGUACUACACUAAGUAGCAUUGAAGACUGACAGGUUAGGAGACAAAACAACAAUGGAAACUUUGUGUUUUUGGGUUGGAGAUAAAAGGAAACGGCUUGAUGGGGUGGUUUAGAUUUAUUAAAGUGGAGUUGUAUGAGGUGCUUAUCGAUGGAGCCCGACCGAGAUUUUUGAGACUGAUGUCGAUACUGAUUUUAGAGGGAGAAAUUAAUCGAUAACUAAUGUCUGGUGGCUGAUAUUCAGUCAUGAAAAAAAAAUAUUAGACCAUUGUUUUCUUCAAUUUCUUGUUCAUUUUAAAGCCUGGUACAACUAAAGGUACAUUUGUUUGGACAAAUAUAAUGAUGAGGACAAAAAUAACUCAUAAGAGUUUAAUUUAAGAGCUGACAUGUAGCCAUUUUCCAUGGUUUUCUUGAUAAUAACCAAAAUCAUUAUCAAGAAAACCAUGGAAAAUAUUUUUGUUGUUAUUAUAUUUGUCCAAACAAAUGUACCUUACUUUGUACCAGGCAUUAAAAUGAAUAAGAAACUGAAGAAAACAAGGGUGGUCUAAUAAUUUUUUCCGCGACUGUAGUAAUUUUUUGUGAUCUGGAAUAAAAAUAGACCUUUUUUAUGUGGAUUUCGCUCUGAUUUUUCACCACUCAGCUACUUUCUCAAACAUAAAAUGAUAUAUCUAAUAUUUAACUAUAUAUAUGUAAUAAAGCUUUACAUUACACAAACCAUGAAUUACUUUGUCAGCCAAUUUCUAUAAAUGAUAACUGAUAAAAUAAAGAAAUAGGAAUAAAAUAAGUAGCUGAAUAAACAUCAUUGCUGUUCAGUUUCAGUCAAUUGCUUACUAUUAAAAAGAUAAAAGAAUGGAAAAAAUGAAGCUAACUCCAUUUCUAAAUCGCGCCAGGCAAUUUCUACUUCUGCAUUAUAUAUUGUGUAAAAAAACGUUUUCAUAGCGGCACGAUAGUAUCUGUCUGGCUCUACUUAUCAAUAGUCACAGUAGAUGGUGAUAACAGGAACUGGCUAACAGAUCGAGGCAGCGGUUGACGAGCAAAUUCUGUUUUCUGUGAGGUUAAAAUUGCGGUUUUGUUAAUGGAGUCUGGUAGAGUAGAUAACAGCAACAGGGCUGUCUGAAGGCAAAGUAAAACUCAAAAUAUUCUAAAUAUAGCAUACACUCCUAUAGGGAGCUGUCACACCUGAGCUGUUUGCUCCGCUUAAAACCAACUUGUGCGUUUUGUCAGAUAGUCUGCUUAGUUUUUGCUGGUGUGAACGCUCAAACUAACUCUGGUGCGGACCAAAGAGUUGAACUCAGGUCCGCCAAAAGACUCUGGGGGUCUCGGUUCGCUUCUGAGUGCACCAGAGUUCAGGGCAGAAUGCGGUCCGAACCGAAACUCAGAGCUGGGUCGAAUUUGGACGGAAUUUUGAGAAUCAACACGAGGAAAGGAAGUGGCAAGCUUUAAAAUAAUGUCUCGUGGACAGACGUGGUCCAAUGAUGAAGUCAAGGUCCUAGAAAUAUGGUCAGACGAUCAUACCACAGUUGGUUGUGGCUACACACAAACAACAGUCUUCAAAUUGUUUGGCCACAGAAUGGAGGCUAAUGGAUUCAAUUGCUCAUUAAAGUUCCCGACUUGCUUUGAAAAAGUUUCUCUCACAUAUUCCGUCCAACAGACGAAGGACAUUUGUUUACAAUGCUUAGUGCGUUUGAUAACACAGAGUGAAAGUUGCCUCAAACCGAUAUUGUUCAGGUUCACUUAGGGCUGGGCGAUAUGGACCAAAAGUCAUAUCCCGAUAUAUUUAGGCUGAAUAUACGAUAUAUAUCCCGACAUUUUAUCGCAAAGUGAGAGCAAAUGUUCAGUCAAAGCCAAAUUUGACAUGUCACAAGUAUUUUUAUUCAAAUCGUUUUUUUAACAUAAAUACUGUAUAACAACAGGAGUACCUUUUUUUAAAAAUGAAAGCUUCAUGAAGUGCACAUUUAAAUGAAAAAAAUAUCUUAAAUAUAAAUAGUCUAUGAAAUCAAAUAGGCCAAUCUUCUUCUGAAAUAAAUAUAUUCAUGUGAGAAAAGAAAAACGAACAUUACAAAAGAACUAAAUAUGACAAACCCAAGUAAGAGCAGCAUUUAUAUAUAUA
Messenger RNA from Centropristis striata (black sea bass), 3453 nucleotides. RefSeq names its product testis expressed 261 (gene tex261). Bases 279 to 869 code for a protein of 196 amino acids. Gene Ontology annotation, molecular function: COPII receptor activity. The transcript is spliced from 6 exons. Gene Ontology annotation, biological process: endoplasmic reticulum to Golgi vesicle-mediated transport. Gene Ontology annotation, cellular component: COPII-coated ER to Golgi transport vesicle; Golgi membrane; endoplasmic reticulum membrane. The record is from RefSeq and is a predicted model, not a curated record. Lineage: Eukaryota; Metazoa; Chordata; Actinopteri; Perciformes; Serranidae.